CUCGGGUAGGGACGGGGUGUUUUGUCAAGUUAGUGUCGCUGUUCCGGUCGCUGUGCUGCAAAUCCGACUGAGCUCUGAUGAUAUCUUUGAAUUAUACGAGAAAUAAUUUUUCUUAGGUCAAAUAAGGUCAAAUCUUGAAUUGUCGGAAGACACUGUAAAUUGCUUUGAAAGUUAAAAUCGCGACAACAUGACUUGACGAAGCUAGAUUCUCUGUGAAAGUUGGUUGUCACCGGCAUCCUGGCAUGAGGUAAUUUUCUGAUGUUCCACAUGCACAGUUGAGCUGAGAAUAGUCACAACAGAUCGAAAUCGUCAGUUUGUGUAACCGUACGUACUAGUUUAAUUCAGCUGAUCUCUGGGAAAAGAAGACAAGAUUUCUUCCUGUUACAGACCACUGAUUUCAAUAAUAAUGAGUUGCUUCAGCUGCUCAAGAUUGAUGAAUCCUCCUGCCAAAAAGAAUGAAGCGUACCAACCAACAACAGUAGAACAGACAGCGAACAUCAUCACUCAUGGAUUCUUUGUGUUGCCAGCUGUUUAUGCAAUGUAUCUACUCCACCAAAAUUCUCAAAUGCUGUCAGCAAGCCAUCGACUAAUUGCCUUAGUUUACGGAGUUGCCUUUAUUCUAAUUUUCCUGAUAUCAACUUUGUUUCAUGCUGUCAGCCUUACUGGUAAAGCCAGGUCCCUGAGAUUUUUCCUCCAUUUAAGCGAUCGUGGUAUUAUUUAUUUUUUCAUUGCAGCCUCAUAUAUGCCAUGGUUAGUGUUGAGAGAUGCUGGUAAAUUUGGUGAUCUUUUUACAUGGCUGUUGUGGUGUUUGGCCGUCACUGGCACUAUUUAUUCAUACAUGUUUCAUGAAAGAUACAAGACGGUGGAGACAGCGUUGUAUUUAAUCAUUGGAAUAUGUCCGUCUCUACCGCUUGUCUUUUCUACGACCGAUAGAGCUGGCCUGGCCGAGGUGGCCUUGGGCGGAGCAUUUUACGUCAGUGGUGUAGUGUUUUUCAAGUCGGAUGGACGUAUACCCUUUGCGCAUGCGAUCUGGCAUUUGUUUUGCGCCACUGGGGCGUGGUGUCAUUUCUAUGCUGUAUAUACACAUCUAUAUUUAGAAAAACACUAGUUUGGCACAUCUUGAAAAAAUUUAGAUCGUCCCUCGUUUAAUUCAUCUCUUUUUUUCCCAUUCAAAUCAAACUAGUGAACAGUGAGUCAAUAAAUUAAAUCGUUUGGAAACGAAUUAUGUUAAAUAGGCAAUAAGGUUACCAGCCAGGUUAUUAUACGAUAUCUUCUCAAUUUUAACACGAACUUUUGUUAUGGUGGUCGGAGUUCCGCGAAUUUUUUGCUUCAGAAAGUGAUUGGAAAAAUAUUGUUUGGAAUAAUAAAGACAUUCGAAUAGACAACAAGCCGGUUUACUAUCAAAAUUACUCUAAGUCGGGAAUCAUUUACAUACACGAUGUUCUAUUUAACUUUAAUACAAUAGACCCCUAUUGCUAUCACUUAUAAUUGGAAGUAAAAUCUUCGAUAUUAAAGACAAAAAUUCAAAAGAUUAUUGCUCGCUGCUGGGCUUAAAAAAGGCUCAACCUCCUAAUAUUAUCCACAAAUUGAAGAGUGAUUUUAAUUUUAUAACCCAACAAUUUAGAGAAAUCUCGUUACCACAUUUGGUUGCACUUGAGUCAUAUGUCAAGGCCUUCCAGUACAAAGUAAUUGAUUCUAUUCUCUACACUAACAGCAAACUAUGCAAAAUUGGAUUUAGAAUUAAUGAUGCAUGUACUUCAGUUUUGUAAUGAUGAACCAAUUUAUAUCACCUUUUCUAUGAAUGCCCUUACUCCAAAACGUUCUGGACUGAUUUCGAAUCGCACUGGUACCAUCUAUCGAAUCAACCAAUCCAUCUUUCUGAACAAAACGUUUUAUUUGGAGUUUUAUUCAAACAAUGUUCUUUAUCAAAUUUAUUAAACUAUUUCAUAGUAAUCGGAAAACUUUUUUGUGGGACUGCAGAAGAAGCCAAACACUUCCUAAAAUUCAAGGACUGCAGUCGAAACUUAAGAUUAAAUAUGAAACUGAAAGAAAAUAUCAACAAGAAAAACUUCUUUGAAAAGAAAUGAGUGCUCUCUCCAAUAUAAUUAAUUAUGCCCAUCUUACUUUAUUGCUUUUUUAUUUUAAUAUGAAUGAAUCUUUUAUUUUGUUGCUCACUGCUUUGAUAUGAAUGUAAGUAGCAUCAGAAAUCGUAUUACUUUGUAAGUAGUGUAAGAAUUGGUAUCGUAAGUUAAAUAAGUAAUCAUAUUGUUUUGAAGUCAGUAGAGUAAGUUAUGCAAAUUGUAUUAUUGUAAGUAGCACCUGUAAUUGCAUUGUAUUGUAAGUAGUGUAAGUAGUGUGUAAGUAAUUGUAUAAAAGGUUUUGUCGGUAAUGUAAUGGACUUUAGUUGUUGUAUUACUGUUGUAAAUUGCGUAAGUAGACGUACCAGUGUUGCAAGCAGUGUGAAUCACAAUUACAGUUAAUUUAUUAAAAAAAAAAAAGAAUUGUGAGUCAUUGUAUCGUUUGGAAACUAAUUAUGUUUAAUACGCAAUAAGGUUACCAGCCAGAUGGCAGUCUGUUCCAGGCUCUCAGUCAGCGAGCACAAUCGAAAAAGCGGGCACGAGCAGGCGAGAGAAAAGCGAGCGAGGAUUGGGAUAGCAAAUGGAAAAGGCAAAAGUUCUUUCUCUCUCUCUCAAGCCUCGCUCGUUUUUACCUUAUGGUAUAACGCAAGCCUUUGACUCUUUCGGUCGCCCGUUAAUCUGUAACCCUGAACAGGCUAACUAGAUUAAUUUGCCUGAGCAAAAAAUUAACUUGUUCGGUGGAAUCCCAAACGGUAUCGAACCUUAAAAUAACGAGGCUGUGACUGAAGUUUCACUUGCUUCACUGAUAGCGAAUAUGAAAUCGCAUUUUAAUCAACGUAGUAGUCGCUCACAUCAUAGUUAAUAGAUGGGAAUGGUUAUGAAACCCGACAAAGUUCUUUGGUGUAUGUUUUCGUUCGCUUUUUUGGCCUUGACCGUCCAUUAAACGCAAUAGUUGUUUACCCUGUACUGAGGAACUAACCAAUAGUAACGACGGUGUUGG
Orbicella faveolata is the source of this 3078-nucleotide messenger RNA. RefSeq names its product monocyte to macrophage differentiation factor-like. The record is from RefSeq and is a predicted model, not a curated record. Gene Ontology annotation, cellular component: membrane. NCBI's taxonomy places the organism in Eukaryota, Metazoa, Cnidaria, Anthozoa, Scleractinia, Merulinidae.